Molecule: messenger RNA, 2301 nt
Organism: Parnassius apollo (apollo)
Lineage: Eukaryota; Metazoa; Arthropoda; Insecta; Lepidoptera; Papilionidae
Source: the annotation of a GenBank genome assembly
AUGGCUCCUUCUACGGAUUGGGAUGAAAUAAAAAGGCUUGCAGCAGAUUUCCAAAAAGCUCAGUUAAGCUCUACCUCUCAAAGAUUGUCGGAGCGAAAUUGUGUUGAGAUUGUCACAAAAUUAAUUGAACUUAAACUUAUUGAUGUAAUUUUUACUACUGAUGGUAAAGAGUAUUUGACACCUCAACAGCUUGUGAGAGAAAUAAAAGAUGAACUGUAUGUUCACGGUGGACGUAUUAAUACUGUAGAUUUAGCGAAGGAAUUAAAUGUUGAUUUAAGUCAGAUUAAUGCAAAUAUUGGUGAAAUUAUAAAAGGAAAAGAGGUUCAAUUAGUUUCCGGGUAUUUAAUAGCACAUUACUAUUUAGAAAAGAUUGCAAGAGAAAUUAAUGAAAAACUGCAAUUACAAGGCCAAAUAUCUGUAGGUGAAUUAACUCUGCAAUAUGAUCUUCCUGCUGAGCUCUUGCAGCACAGUGUUUUGGAGCGAUAUUUAGGAAAAAUAAUUGUUGGCAGACAGGAUACUUCAGAACCAAGAACAUUUUACACGGAACAAUAUAUAAAUAGAAUAAAAGCUAAAAUUCACGGAGCCUUAAUGGGUCUUUUGAAACCAACUCCAAUAAAUGUGAUUUUAAGUUCUUGCAACUUACCUGAGAGAUUAUUUAUGUCAUUAUUUGAUCAAGUAAAUGCACCAGGUGUUCUUACUGGCCGUCAAACAGGAGCGCUUUAUGUUCCAUCUUGCUAUACUAAAUCACAAAAUGACUGGGUGAUGAGCUUUUACAAGCAAAAUAAUUAUCUUGAAUAUGAUGCUUUAACUCGCUUAGGAAUAUCAGACCCUAAAGGUUAUGUAAAAAGAGUUUUACCAAAUGAAGAUUUGACUUUUCUUAGUAGUUGUGUAAUAGGGUCACAAAUAAAACAGCAUUUGGAAACUGCUCUAGAAGAGUGCAUAGCAUCAAAGAGUUACUUAGAUGUUGUUUCAUUAUUGCCAUCCAUAUUAUCUGAAACAGAUAUUGAAAAUGUGCUUGAAACUUUGCUUAAAUUAUCUGCUAAAUCAACCAUUUUAUUUGAUAAUACAGUUUUCAGCAAUCAUUUUAUUGAAAAUUUAAAAAACUCCUGUAUGUCUAUGGCCCAAAAGCAUGCUGAAGCUGUUGUAAAAUCGGGAAAAUAUCAACAAUUUUAUCUUGAGAAGCAAUUAGCAAAGACAUCAGAUUUUGUGACACCGACUCAUAUUGAUCAUAAGGCUGAAAGACGUGAAGAACGUAGAAGAAAAGCUGCAUCUGGUAAAGGUGGUGGAGGAACACAGGGUCGGGAAACCAAAACGAAAGCAGUGAAGAAGCACCAGAGAUCAAAGCAAACAACUCAUGAGUCAGAUUCUGAUGAACAGUAUAACGUUGGAAAAAAAGGUCCUAGUCAAUUAGAAAUAGUCACUGUUGAAGAUGUUGAAAAUAUUAUAAAGGGAACUUUGGAAAAUGAAGGUUUAGAUGAUUUACUAACCCAAAUUGCAGAGUAUUUACAAGGCUCUUUGAACCAAGCAGCUUUAGCAGUGGCCAAAGAAAUGGCUGAUAAGCUACUUCAAGAUGCAAAUCAAAAUAGAAAACAAACACAUUCAUCAGCUCAAGAGAGAAUAAAUGUACUUGUGAAUGAUAUUAAAUUGUAUGAAAAAGGCCUCAAAGUAUUACCCACUGAUCAACAGCCACAGUAUAUCAAAUACCUUUUAAAAACUUUCGGGGGUGACACUUUAUCUGAAUUUUGUAAAUAUGCUGGAAAUCAAUGUAACUUAUCAAUCCAAGUUGACAUUCUAUCAGUGGAGCAAAGAAAUAAAAUUAUAAAUGAUUUAUCAGAUGAAUAUAUGAAGCCACUGAGAGCCUUAAAUGCUACUUUGUCUGAUCAGAAUAUGGAUUUAUUUUAUCAAGCUGUUGAUGCCUGUCUGUCAGUAUGUGGCAUGAUCUUGAAGAAAGUAGAUAAGAAAAAGGAUAAACUUUUAAUACAAAAUCAUCGAGAAAAAUUAAUCUCCGAGCUCGAGAAUUGUAAUGAUCCAGCAUUAGUUUUACAUAUAGCUGUUUUGGCAAUAUUUACUAUUGUGACCCAAAGUAUGUUACAUGCUUCUGGACGUCAAGUACCCUCAAUAAUAUUAUUUUUGAAAGCCCAACUGAAAGAAGAAGAUUUUGCGCAAAUACAGCAGUAUCAUGAAUUGGUUUCUAAGUAUUUAACGGCUAAUGAAGAAGACAAAAACGAAAUUGAAGAUAAGCUUAAGGAAGAAAUGCCUAAAUUAAAAAGUCUAGUCAGUGAAAUAAAAAAAUACAAAUAG